Messenger RNA from Pseudopodoces humilis (Tibetan ground-tit), 2656 nucleotides. RefSeq names its product myeloid leukemia factor 1 (gene MLF1). The record is from RefSeq and is a predicted model, not a curated record. Lineage: Eukaryota; Metazoa; Chordata; Aves; Passeriformes; Paridae.
GCGCGGGGCGGGGGUCGCGCAGAGCGCAGCGGCCGCCGCCAUGUUCGGGGGGCUCAGGAGGUGCUUCGAGGACGAUCCUUUCUUCAGGGAUCCCUUUGCUGCCCACCAUGAGCACAUGAGGCAGAUGAUGAGGAGCUUCUCGGAGCCGUUUGGGCGGGAUCCAUUCCUGAGCCUCCCGGAUGGAGAGAAGAGACCAGCAGAGAGGAGAGCGGAGCAGAGGAGAGCGGAGCGCAGAGCCCAGCAGGAUUCCCAGGUGGCCGUCAGGGGCACUCGCAGGGCCACCAGCUUCUCCCUCAUGCCCUUUGUAGGUUUUGGAAGAGGGCAGGAUGCAGAUUUUGGGGAUCCAUUUUCUGCAAUGGACAGGAUGAUGUCAAACAUGAGGAACAACAUGUUGGAAAUGCACAGGCAAUUUGAUGACCUGUCCAUCCAACCCAACGGACACAGUUUCAGCUCCUCCUCCAUGAUGACAUAUUCCAAAGUGGGGGAUGGACCUCCCAAAGUUUUCCAAGCCUCGGCCCAGACCCGCACGGCUCCGGGAGGGGUUAAAGAGACAAGAAAAGCAAUGAAGGAUUCUGAAACUGGCCUGGAGAAAAUAGCCAUUGGUCACCACAUUCACGAUCGGGCUCAUGUCAUCAAAAAAUCCAAGAACUCCAAGACUGGGGAUGAGGAGAUGAACCAAGAAUUUAUCAACCUGGAUGAAUCUGAGGCUGACACCUUUGAUGAGGAGUGGCAGAACGAGAUCAUGAAGUUCAGACCUUGCAGAAGCAGAGGAGCUGUGGAAGCUCCGAGAUGCAGAAAUGGCCAUUACAGUCCCAGACAAGGUGGAUCAAGAAGAGAGAAGCUACUUGGAGCUCCAGGAUCCAGAAUGCCCAGGGAUUCCUUGGAGGCUCUCAAUGUGAAAGGAACUCAAGUCCCCCUGAAGGGCUCCAGGAAAUAACUGUCCCCAUUCCCUUGGGAUGGAGAUUCCCUGCAGCAGAUGAUGGUGCUCAGUGCUCCUGUCCAUAAAAAUACACCUGGAUUUGUGACCAAUCUCUGUUCUGUGUUGUGCCUUUGCUCCUCCUGCUUCUGAAUGUCCUUCAAACCUCAGCUCCUCAGUGAAUUCAAACCCAGCAACUUUCUGCCUAAAAGCACUUUAUGGAACUUCUCUAAUCCUGGUAAAACCAGCUUGGAUUUGCAGUUGUUCUGCUCCAGCUGCACCAAUCUCAGGUUUUACUAAACCUGGUACUGCAGCUCCUCCUUCCCACUCUUAAGUUGCACAGAAAGUAAAUUUCCUUUAUUUUGGGUUGCUGAAAUGAUUACUGAUUUUCUAGGUUAACAGAACUUGAAUACACUAUAAAGCACUAUUAUCUAUACCUUUAAAAUCCUGUCAUAAAUGGUUACAGAACCCCCACACUCACCUUGGUGUAACGUAAGGUAAGAGAAAAUACUGAAAAAUGACAAUAUUUUAAAUUUAUCAGAGGUUUUAUGUUAAUAAGCUGUGCUUGCACAUCAUUUCCUGAUGCCUGAACUGUCAGCUUUGUAUUCCUGAUCCUUUGUUUGUUUUUUGUGGACUUGGCCCAUCAUUUUUCAUUUUGAGGAUUGUCCGUAGUAUUGAAUGACUUUAAUUAUCCUGUAGUAGUAAUGGUGUCCUGAGAUCAGCUGCAACCAGGAGUUAUUCAUGGGAAAAAUAUGUGGGAGAAAUGAGUUUAACUGGAAUGAUUUCACCAUUUCUUGUGUUUUAAAGAGCCCUGGAUAUAGGAACCCCUCUCCUUUCUGUGUUCUUUGUGUUUUACUGAGGGCAGAAUUACCCUAAAUCUACAUUUGAUAGGAGUUUAGAAGAGCCAGCAGUGUCUGAGAGCAGGGAAAUCCUGGGAUUCCAGGUAUCCAGUCCCUGUACUGUUCUACCACACAGAAUUAUCCCUGUGGUGUAGCAGAAUUUCUGUAAAUUAAAUAAUAUAAAUUAAUAACAUUAAAGCCUUACAUAAAUUCAAGGCUGCAUUAUAAUGUAGCCUUUAAAAGUACUGUUUGUAUGAUAAAAUAGGGUUUAGUUUAAGAGUAAUAUUUGUUUGGCCAAAAAGCCUCUAAAUCAUAUUUAAUCUUGCAGUUUCCCUAGAUUAUUUAAUUUUAAUUUUAAAUUUAAUUAAUGUUUAUUAAUGUGCAAACUCAAUCAGCAGCACUUCUGCUGAGCUCUGAAAAGGGAAGGACAAUUAUUUGCUUGUGGUCUCUUCCUGAAUUAGAGAAGUAUCAGUGGCAAUAAGUUGAUGUGAUCAAUAUUAAUGGCAAUAAUUGAACCAUUUAAUGAGCAGUGGGGGUCGGGGGGGUUGGACACCCCUUAAAGUCAGAGCUCAUUUUGCAUCCACUGCAGACAACAUGGAUUCUGCAAUUAAUUUCUUAGACAAUCUUCUCAGUAAUUUACAGCAGCAAUGUUUUCUGUGUUAGGGUUUGAGCAGCAAUCUCGGAGAGCUGCUGCUGUUCAAUGGAAAAUUCACCUGAAAACUCAAAUUUUUGUGUGAAAUAAAACAGGCACACUCUGGAUUUUGAAAUGACAGUGAGAAGAGGUGAAUAUUCCCUCCAGAUCCCUUUGCUACACCAAGACUGUUCUCCAAUGUAAAGCACAAGUUGUGCUCUGUAAAAGCAUCUGAAACUGCAAUUCUUUAAUAAAGUUAUUUAUUAUUUA